Messenger RNA from Neohortaea acidophila, 1029 nucleotides. RefSeq lists its product as uncharacterized. Lineage: Eukaryota; Fungi; Ascomycota; Dothideomycetes; Mycosphaerellales; Teratosphaeriaceae. The transcript has a single exon. The record is from RefSeq and is a predicted model, not a curated record. Bases 14 to 898 code for a protein of 294 amino acids.
CGCGCUAUCGAUCAUGGACACAACAUACACUGGUGACAACGCCGGCGCAGCUGGAACCAUGCAUAUGCAAUUGGAGGCAGCAGGGGAUGUGGUCCUGGUAGUCGGCGAACCUCCAGUCUACGCCAUCAUGGUGUCCUCUGACAGGCUGGCGCGCCUCUCUCCGGUCUUCGAAGCUAUGCUGAGUCCUGUCUUCCGUGAACGCCUUGCGGGCCAGCGCUCCCUCGAGCCGGAGGAGUUCUAUCUGCGCGACGACGACGUGGACGCGAUGCUCCACAUCUGCCUCAUGCUCUACAACCAUCAACCCCAAAACCAGCCACUCAAGGGAUCGGCCAUCCACGGCUUGCUGAAAACGAUGGAGAAAUACCAUUGCCGUGACGCUUUCGCGAUGCAGGUGAACGACAUGGUGCGCCAUCAACUCGAGCAAGACACGCCGACCUGGGAGAGCGCGAUUCUCAACACCGCCAUCGCCUACCUGGCCGACGACGUGGCGCAAUUCAAAGCACACACCAGCCGCCUCAUCACCGCCUUCACCAUCAAGUUCCUGUCCACGCGCGAGUUCGAAGGCGGCGACACGCUCCCGCUCGACGCGCUAAUCGUCAUGUUCGACAAGCGCCAGAUCGCCAGGAGGAUGAUCUUGCACAAGUUGCCGAGGGCGUGCGUCAACGAUGGCUCGACGCUGGAAGGGGUGUGUGGGGGCCAGGUCGAGUUGAGAAUCAUCGACCAGUCUAACAACAUCGAUGAGGUGUUUCGGGCCAUGGAGGUUAUGCCUGCGCAGUCGCAUGUCGGCGCGCUGUACCCUGAGGUCAAGCAGGAGUGCAGUGGGCUGUGCCUCAAGUGCGUCAAACAAGGCUUGAUCAUCAGGAAGGGGGAAACGUGUGGGAGCUGCCCCGGGGAUUGAGACUUUCGACUGUUGUGCGGAGGGAGGGCUGGUCUUGAAGUGAACGCGGAGAAAGGACGUGAGUGAGGCGAGGUAGGGAGCUGCCCGGAAUUCUAUCACGUGAAAUCAACUUCUUUCAUGUGACUCUCACC